CACAAUCGCUGCACCAAAACCCUAAUUUUGCAAUCCCUUCUUCUCUCCAGAGAUCAAUUUCAAUUUCUUUUUUUCAAGAAAGGAAGGAAGGAAGCCAUGAGGUGCAGAGAGCACUCAUCCGAUCACAGCGGCGGCGUUUGUCCCCGCUGCCUUCGCGAUCGCCUCUCCUCCCUCGCCGCCGCUGAAGCAGAACAGGAAGGCAGGCGAUCACCGGAGAUUCUCAGUUCUCAUACCGAUUCGCCUAAUGUCUCCGAUGAUCAGAAACGCCGCGCCCAUAAGCUUUCUCUUUUCUCUCCGAUUAGGGUAAAACAGACACCCAAGAAGACGGAAUCCGAUGCCAUCGUCCUCAAACCCUCGAUUUCUCAUUCUGGGUUCCUGUCCCUAAUUAUGAAACAGUGGAGUAAGAAUAGAAAGAAAUUGCAGGGCAUCUCGCCGGCAGAGGAAUAUGACAGCCGCGGAAGGUCUAGGAAGCCGCACUUGCAGCCCGUGAACGGAAGGGGAAUGUCGCCGGCGAUGAAGGAAGAGAGGGAAGGAGAUAGACGUCGCAUCUCGGCGCCGUCGCCGUUGAGGCAGAAAGCUCAACGGCAACAGAGUCCCAACAGGUUUUCGAGCUACGUUGUGUGCCUGAGCCCUAUGUUGAGGCCGAGCCCCGGUAAUCGCCGGAAUCAUGGUCCGUCGGAUACGGUAAUCGCCGGCGAUGUCCAUGGAUCGUUGAAUCGAAAGUGGAGCGGGGUUGGAGUAGCUUUUCCUGAAGCGUCCUCUGGUCUAGGGAUGAAUCGAUCGAGGAAGCUGGUGGAUUUGGGUCCGCGAAGAAACAAGGGCCACAAAGUCAAAGCUGCAGGUCGUGGGAUCGAAACUGCAACCUGCGUAUAACUCGACUUUUCCCAAAACGCUACCUCACCCCAGUUUUCAAACAACUACACUGGCGUCU
Phalaenopsis equestris is the source of this 931-nucleotide messenger RNA. RefSeq lists its product as uncharacterized. Lineage: Eukaryota; Viridiplantae; Streptophyta; Magnoliopsida; Asparagales; Orchidaceae. The record is from RefSeq and is a predicted model, not a curated record. The coding region runs from base 97 to 873 and encodes 258 amino acids. The transcript has 2 exons.